CCAUCAACCGUUACCCAUAAAAACCAAUAUGUGAUGUCACCGACGUCCAUUGUCGACCGUAAGAACUAAAAUGUGACGACAUAUGCGUCUCCCUGUCCCCGAAUAUUGCGAUUAUGGAUACAAUUUGAAAGAUGCCGAUGAGGUUAAGGAAUACCUGAAAAAUCUUCAUAUCGAGUAUCAGUUCGGUUGUCUGAACGAAAAGAGACCUGAUGUUUGUCAUCUACUGGGAGAUUAUAACGACGCUAUUAAACAAGAUUAUAACGAAGCCGCGAAGAUAUAUAAGGAUAAUUGUGACACAAGGAAUUACAAUAAAAGCUGUACCAAGUACGGUGAAUAUUCCUUUGCGGGUAGAGGAUGCGAGAAAAAUAUUCAGGAGGCAUUCAAAUAUAUGAGAAAGGGUUGUGAACUUAAUGAUCCAAAGGGUUGCCUAGAUGCAGGUGCUUUUGCAGUGUCCGAUGAAAAGUUAGAAAAAUCAAGGGAUACUCAAGUUUCACUUGGAAUACAAAUGUUAAGAAAAGCUUGCGAUGCUAAUGAGGAAAGGGCCUGUUUUUAUUUAUCCGGUAUUUUCUUGAAAGGAAUAGAAGGAUUCGUUGAGAAAAAUAUGAAGGAGGCAUAUGUGUUUUCCUUGAAGUGUUGCGAGGCAGGAAAUCCUUAUGCUUGUGCUAAUGUAUCGAUGAUGCAUAAAAACGGUGAUGGUGUGCAGAAAAAUGAGGAGAUGGCAAAAGCAUUUAAGACUAGAUCCACUGAAUUGUUAAAAGAUAUUAGAGAAGCUAAGAGACAGUUGAAAUUUCAGCAAGGUAUUAAUCCUUAACUGAAUCUUCGAUAUUAAAUAUUGUAUUGUAUAGUAGAUGUAUUGAAGUAUUCAAGUUGUAAUUAAUACACAAAUAUGUAUUGUUAUUUAUUUGUAAUUAAAACACUAUAAAAUUUCGGCAGAUUUGUAUGUUGUCGAAAGAGAAUAUUAUCUUAUUGUAAGGUAAUUAAUAUAGUAAGUUGAAACCAUUAUUCCUUAUUUUUAUUUUUCAAUUUUAAAAACAGUACAGCUGGUAUCUAGCCGCAAACCACUAUGAACUUACUAUAACGAUCUAAUGGUAAAAGUCUAAAAUUAAUUGAAUUUACACAAUAAUUACAGAUACAAAAAGACUGACAUGCCUUUGAUUUUUUGGGGUCCUAGACACCCCCGAUGAAAUUUGGUCUGCAUGUAUACAGCACAGUCGAUAUGAUAAUCGUAUCUGUCUUACCAGUCUCUUUUCUUACCACAUUUUGCACUAACAACUGACAGCAGUGAUGACAAAUUUUUUUAUCUUUUAAUUAUUGUGUAGAGAAAAUUAUAAUAUAUGUAAUUCAUGAAAAAUAAAUUUUAUUACGAAUAAAA
This is a messenger RNA of Osmia lignaria (orchard mason bee), 1372 nucleotides long. It is a transcript of the gene Coa7, whose product is annotated as Cytochrome c oxidase assembly factor 7. The record is from RefSeq and is a predicted model, not a curated record. Lineage: Eukaryota; Metazoa; Arthropoda; Insecta; Hymenoptera; Megachilidae. Gene Ontology annotation, cellular component: mitochondrial intermembrane space. Gene Ontology annotation, molecular function: protein binding.